CCCCUCCUAUGACUGGCAAGGCUCUGGGAGAGGAAGCUAUCAUAGCUCUUUCCGUUAUUUUUCCUGUUGUGGGUGAGGAGUCCCCUACUGGUGGUUCAGCUGAGGAAACCGGGCAACCGAUGCAAGAUUCCCAGGAUUCUCAGAAUCCCAAAGUCUCUAGGAUCCCUUCAUCUCAAAGUCCCCAUCUUGAACGUACUCCUAGUCCUAUCAGGACUGUGUUUCCUCAAUCCUUAUCAGAUAAAGGCGCUUUGGGAGACACUACUUUAUCCAAACAAACAGGUAAGCCUUAUUUCCUUGAAAUAACGUUAUAUCUUUAUUUUCUUUUCCAGUUUUUUUGAGUUCCUCCUUUUCUUUCUCCCUUUUAGGUCAAACCAGUGAGAAAUCCGCUCCCAAUGUUGCCUCUUCUUUAGAAUCAGAAAGUUCAGAAGGUGAGUGCGAGCUGCUUCCAUUGUGUUUCCCUUUCUUUUCUUUCCUCCCCUUCGCUCUUCUCUUUCCUUUUCUUUUAUGGCGAAGCCCCUUGCAUCUAUUCCUUCCUUUAGCCAUUUUGCCGUUGGUCCUUCACCUUUUCUUCAACUUGCCUUAUGUUCUUUCCCAGAAUCCUCGGGGAAGUCAGGGGAUCAAGAAGAAGAGGCUCUGCCCCAAGAAGCCGGAACUGGUUCUGAGCCUGUUAUCCCUGAAGGAAUUGUGAGACCUAUUCAAGUUGCUGACCUUCAUCCAGAGCGAAAGGCUGCAAGUCCCCCUGUCUCUGCAAGUGGUGACACAGUGAUGGGGGAUGCCUCGAAAGUGGCUGCCUCAGAUCUUGAUUCAGGGCUUUCCUCAUUCCUGACUCGCUUUGAUCUCUUGGAAUUUAACAGUCUUCCUGCCAGCCACUUCCAUAUUUUUGGGUCUUCUUAUGGCAGCUUCCUGCGCUUCUCUGUUCCUGUGGAAGGCCUGCUGCUGCUAGAGAGUCUGCUCAAGAGUCACGGGGAUUUCACCAGUGGCUUUAGGGGAGGCAUCUUUCUAGGCAAUAUUUUGGAGUUGCUGUGUGCCGUGCUGGUUUCCCUGAGGAAUUCCUCUGUAGAUUCUUUGUCUGAAGAAAAGUUUCUGGAGUGGAGAGGGGUGGUGCAAGACCUUCUGGAGGCCAAGUUCAAUUUGUCUUUUCUGCUGAAUCACUUGCGUCUGUUGGCUCAUAUGCUGUUUCAGAGGCAAUCAUUCAAGAGUAUAAACACUGAGAUAGCUGCUGUUGAGGAAGUUUUGGCUCAUGCUCACAAGGUUUUACAAGACUUGAAGGUCAAGCGGCAGAGGAUCCUUUCUACUUUGACUGUACCUGUUAUUUCUCCGGAUGCCUCCUUGUUGGCAGGCCUCAUUCCUUAGCUUAUUUUAGAUUUACAUAAACA
Messenger RNA from Quercus robur (English oak), 1376 nucleotides. RefSeq lists its product as uncharacterized. The transcript has 2 exons. The record is from RefSeq and is a predicted model, not a curated record. The coding region runs from base 505 to 1353 and encodes 282 amino acids. NCBI's taxonomy places the organism in Eukaryota, Viridiplantae, Streptophyta, Magnoliopsida, Fagales, Fagaceae.